Molecule: messenger RNA, 4278 nt
Organism: Acanthaster planci (crown-of-thorns starfish)
Lineage: Eukaryota; Metazoa; Echinodermata; Asteroidea; Valvatida; Acanthasteridae
Product: protein phosphatase 2C-like domain-containing protein 1
Biological process (GO): protein dephosphorylation
Molecular function (GO): protein serine/threonine phosphatase activity
Source: RefSeq, a predicted model, not a curated record
GAGACACGACACACCGUACGUGCAGGGACUGUCAACCUUAUUAUUUCGAUAAGUAACAAAUCUUACAAAAAACUGGCACAGUCAGAAAAGGACCUCGUUAGAAAGGAUCCCAAGAUUCAACUAUUUUCCAGUGUAAUUUAAUUGCUCUUUGGGUGCUCCUACAUCAAGCAAAAUGAGCAGUGAUACAUCAUCAGUGUCAGAGCACCAGGGCCGGAUCACUGAGGCACAGCUUAGGAGUCGCAACUUCCAGCCCCGCGUCUCUACUCCGGACACCGACAUCACCGAGUGCCCCCAACAGCCAGACAUCACCCUCUUCUGUGACAAAUGUGGGUCCUUCAUCUUGCUGCGCCUCUUGCAGGAGCACCGCAAGUACCACAGCGCCCUCGCUGUGCUAGAGUACCGGGAUGCACAGUCACAGCCAGAGAGUGCCGCGGCAUUGCUGAAGCGUCGGCAGGCCGUCUUGGCGAAGCAGAGCCGGCGGGCGGCCCGAGAGGACCGGCCUGUGUCCAUGUCUGCAAUGCAGCAGAUCAAUGGUGCAUACGAGCUGCUGAAGUCCUAUCUUGAGGACACAUACGAGGACCUGAUCCAGACGCGGGAGAUGAUCUACCCAGAGUGCCGGGGGCUGGCCCUGACCUGCAGCGCGAGAUGCGCCCGGGCCCUGGGCAUCUGUUCCCACGACAACCAGCGCUGGAAGCGCAGCAUGGAGGACACGCGCGUGUUUCAGGACUAUUUCGGCAAUGACGAGAACAAGUGCUUCUUUGCCAUCUAUGACGGCCACAACGGGCGGUUUGCGGCGGACAUCGCCGCCAAUGACCUCCACCACUUCCUCUUGAGGGAGAUGACUAAGUUUGACCCAGCAACUGCCUGCACGUGCACCCUAAACCUCGCUGAACACAAUGAUCUCAUCGGCUACCAGCUGGAUCGGCCCAGACCGGUCAUCCGUAAGGACAGUGUCCGGCACAUUCUCCACCAGGAGAGCCACAACAUCAUCCAGCAGAUCAUGCACACGUGCAAGGAGAACGUGUCCAAGCUGGAAGUGAAAAAUGGCGACCAGCCAUCGAGGAAAGAACCCAAGUCCAAACUCCCAAACAGACGCGAGAAUGAUCCCUUUGCCGAAAAGGUGGAGCUGGCAUUCCGGAACUCCUAUCAGUUCCUUGAUUACAUUCUGUCAUAUGGAAUCGAUGAACAGUCACGUGUGCGGUGGAGUGGAUGUUCAGCAUUGACUUGUGUCAUCCAGAGGACGGGAGACUUAGAUGAGGAAGAUGAACAAGAUGAGAAUGAGAUGGGCAAUGGCAGAGACAAACAUGUAGAGACAGAUGAUGAAGCACAGGUUAAAGAAUUGGGAGUGCUGUAUGUGGCAAAUGCAGGAAAUUCGCAUGCUGUACUCUGUCAGAACGGAAAGGCUGUCCGACUGACUCGCAAACACACUCCACAGUCCUCCCAUGAAAGAGCUCGUGUCCUGCGAGCUGGCUGUGCAGUCAAAGAUGGUGCCAACGGUGGACGAGUCAACGGCGUGCUGGAUACAACCAGAGGCCUGGGUAACCACGGCGACCCCUUGCUGAAAACCGCGGUGCUGGCUGAGCCCCACACGGUGAGCGUCACCAUCGACAGCCAAUCGGAAUUCCUCAUCCUGGCUUCACACGGGGUGUGGGAGGUCCUGUCCGAGCAAGAGGCCGUCUCAUUGGUCAAACAGUUGAUGCCCGGUCAGGAGGUCUUCCCGAGGCAGCCACUGCCAACCGAUGACCCCCUCAGGGACUUAUAUGGCAUUGAGGGGUUGAAUUUGGCACCCUCGCUGGGUGGUGAUAACCAGGGUGCAGAUCAAGACAAGGAUUCCAGGGACAGUGCUCUCGAAAAAGAUCAUCCUGAGCCAAGCAACGACAUAAAUUCGGAGGAUGCCAGUUACGCUCCACCUGCACAAACGAGUGAACCAGGAAAGGAAAUGCGUCAGGUGGACGAAACAAACAGUGUCCGAGACGCACCAAUCAGUCAAACAAUUCCUUGUGUGGUGCAACCGAAAUCUGCGAGUGCUUCACCAGCAGCAGAUAGCACCUCAAAUGGCAACCACUCACCAAAGCUGCAAGAGCGAUAUCUCCUUUCCCCUCGUCAGACCCGGGAAGCACCAUCUGCUGGCAAGGUGACAAAUGACGAUGACAACAUCAGUGAUCAGACGGAUUUCGAGAGCAUGAUCUCAGCGCUUAUGGAGAACGACGACGGCAAUGAGGCAGACGUGGAGACCUUGACCGAGCUCCACACCAUCUAUGCCCAGUCCCGGCUCCAGGAAGCCGAGGAGCAGGGCUCGCGCACCGAGCAUGAGAUGUACCGCAACCUGGCGCAGCAGAUGAGCGAGCGGCUCGUCCAGAGUGCGCUUCUGGCUGGCUCCAGAGACAACAUUACAGUCAUGGUCAUCCUGUUGCCUGGAUGCAAGUAUUAGCAUUCAUGGAUUUAACCUGCUGGACAGCUGUGUAUCUGUUUGUACGCAGGCUGUCUGAAGUACUUGGCUAAAGCCAGAAUACCAUGUGUGCGUAUGGAAAACACUGGCUAGUAGUGGCUAUAGCCACUUCCAAUAGAAAGUUUAGUACUCCUUGCCUCAGCCUGUUAAUUCAGUCUUCAAAAUUCUUACGUACAAUGUUGGCUAACAAUUGAAUUGAAAACACACUGCACAGUCAAUAGGCAGGACAGCUGUGCAGAUUUUCAGAUCACUGUUGGAGUGUGUGAACGUUCAGUAAAGUGAGGGGGGGGUCAAGUCCCACAAACACAGGAUGAAAUGUGAAACAUCAGUGGCAUUGAUAAGUGUGAAAAAAUUUGAGCUUGAUUGCAAAUUUAAUUAAAUAUUUUAUGCUCUUGUCCCCAGUUCUCCAGACUUGGUUGAAAUUGCUUCCAGUAACAGGUCUCAUUGUGAAUAAUUUACAUUAUACAUUUGGCGUGUAUAACCUCGAUAAAAUUUCAAACAGGCAAGCUUGAUUGAAAGGAUUGUGAAACAAUUGUUUUAACUAUGUACAAUGAAAAAAGGUUUACUCUCUCAGAAUCUUCAAUUCGAAUGCAACUAGGUUUUCAUCCUUUGAACUGCAAAUGAUUUCUUAUAUCAGAUUUUGGCAUUCUAAGUGACAUUCCACAUUCAACAGGAAGUGUGUUCCAUUUUUCAUUGCUCAGAGGUGAGGAAGCAGGAAUUUUGGAUAUGGACAAAAAUUAAUCGAUCCAUUAUUGUUGCCUGACUUUUAUAAACACAAAUUGCUAAAAUUGCUAUAUUUGUUGUUUUUCCCCCAUUACUACUGCUCAGUAUUUUAAUCAUGCCGACGUGUUUUCAGGCUGUAUUUGACGACACAACUUUUCAACUGUUGAACUUGAAUCGUGGAAAAAUGGUGACCGUUUCUGCAAAGCAUAGUACAUGUAUUUGGUUACGUACAUGUAUUACGUGUGAACUGGUCAGAUCACGUGAACAAGAGAUGAGCACUGCUGAUGUGACUGACACUGCACGUACAUGUACAUUCACAUGUUCAUGCUAUAGCGUACAGCUGAGCUCCCUCGACCAUUGUCUUUAUAACCCAAUAUCACAUUCAUAACACUGUUUGGACAAAAUGCCCAAGUUAAAUGGUUGGCCCGUUCUCUUCCUUCAGAGGGGACAUUUUAUUCAGGGAGCUGGCUAAGGCACACAUUCACAUGAACAGGUAAAUGGUUCCAAUCGGCAAGCACAAAACAUACUUAAAAUUUGCUGUGAUCUUCAAAUAAAUUUUUAACUGUCAGAAAAAUGCUUCUUGUUCUAUCCAAGGGGGGUUUCCUUCCGCUUGCAACACAUUUGAUUGGCUCGAAGAAGCCCAUCAAAAUUGCAGUGUGACUUAGCUUAUAACCUUCAAAGCUGGGCUAUUUUGGCCUGUCUCGUGGGGGGGGGUCUGCCCCCUCCAAGAACUUGACUGUCCAGUGCCCGAUUGUUUAAAAACUUGUGACGAAUGUAGAAAAAGAACCACCCCACUCAGAAUAAACAUGAUGAUAAACUAAAUCCAGCUUGUGAUUUUGUUGUUACCAUCUUUUGAAGUUCAAAGCAACACAUGCACCAGCUGGCGUGCAUUGAGCAUGGGCAGUGGAAAAGUAUACACACUUUGGGCCGAUUUGUCUCAGAAAAAUGGACGCUGCGUGAGAACGGUACAGUGGUGUCAAAAUGACUGCAAAUGACCAUUUCCAAGCACUGCACUGAUAUCGGAAAAAAUCCCGGCUCAUUUAGGGUUAAAUCUAAGAAACGCCAUUAAAACUAGACAAUAGAUGGAAGCUUCUUUAAUAAUUAAU